This is a messenger RNA of Monoraphidium neglectum, 2862 nucleotides long. RefSeq lists its product as hypothetical. The record is from RefSeq and is a predicted model, not a curated record. Lineage: Eukaryota; Viridiplantae; Chlorophyta; Chlorophyceae; Sphaeropleales; Selenastraceae. The transcript has 4 exons. Gene Ontology annotation, molecular function: protein binding. The coding region runs from base 1 to 2862 and encodes 953 amino acids.
AUGGAAAACGCAGCCGUGGCUUCCUGGGAGCGUGCAGUACCGGAAGACGGCCGGCCGGUCGGGCGCCCGCGCGCGCGCGCGCUCGCAGGCGCCCCCGAGCCCAACCCGCGCCGGCUCCAGCUCGCGUCAGCACCCGGCUUCCUGGCCCGGGCCGUCGCCUGCCUCUCGAGCGCCAACGACGACACCGCCACGGCCGCGGCGGGCGCGCUGGCGACGCUUGUUUUGUACACGCCCGAGGCAUGUGCCCUGGUCCUGCAGCAGGGCGGUGCUAUGCAGGCGCUGCUGUCGCUCGUGGACGGCAGGCGCUCCGGCGCUAGCCCCGACGCGAGCAGCAACGCCCUGACCUGCCUAGCCAACCUGGGCACCUGGAGUGGCGACGAGGCGCCCCUCCGCCGGCUGGCGGCCGAGCCGGCGUUCAUGGACGCCGCGUGCGCGCGCGUCGCCGGCGCCGGAGACGCGUGCGCCUAUGCGGCGGCCCACCUGCUCAACGAAAUGAUCUCCCUGCCUGCAGACUGCGCCGACAGCGCAGACGACGACCCUGCCGCCGGUUUUCCGUCGCCCACGCUCCUGUCGGCGAGCCUGGCGCCGCGGCACUGGCGCGCACUCGGGGCGCAGCUGACCGAGCUCCUGCGCGCCGCCGCCGCGCCGCAGCGGCAGCAGGGCGGCGCGGGGGCGGCGGCGCGGCCCCACCCAGAGUUUGCGCGUAUGGCCCUGCGCCUGGCGUGGCACGGGAUCUGCUCGGAAGGAGCGGCGGCGCCGCUACUGAAGCCGUGGGUCGAGGACGUCGAGGACGUGACAGCAGUGGUGGCGGCGGGGGCGCCGCGGCAUCGGGGCGUGCUGAUGGAGGCUCUUAUUGCGGAGCCGGACGCCGUGCUGUGCCUGGCGCGCCUGGCGAGCUCAACGAGCCCCCUGGUCGACCCUACGGAUGAGGUGCGCGAGGCUGCAGCGGACCUCCUGAUUACCCUGCUUGGAGAUGCAGCCGACGUGCCUAACGGCCCCGUCUUGCGGCUGGCGGCCAGCGACGACGAGGUCAUACCGCUGCUGCGCGACUGGCGGACCCCCCCCGCCGCCGCGGCGCAGCUGCGCUGCGUGCCGGGCGUGCUGGCAAUGUUUGCUGUUGAGAUGUCGCGGGACGCCAGGACUGAGCUGGUGGGUGGGAUGGGGAGGAUCCUGCGCGAGGGGCGGCGCGGCGCAUGGGUGGAGGCCGCCGCAUGGACGCUGGACGUGCUCUCUUGCGUGAGCCCAGGCGCGGUAGCGCGCGUGUUGACGGCCCACGACAAUAUGCUCGGCGCGAUCUCUGGCGCCCUGGAAUCCGCCUCCGAGGCAGUGGCCGCGGCCGGCGGCGGCGGCGGCGGCGGCGGCGCCGCGGCCGGCGGCGGCGCAGGCCCUGUUGGGGAUGCCGGUCCUGCUCACGGCGGCGACGGCGGCGAGCCGGCAGCGGCCUGCAGCCGCAGGACCGCCGCCCACCUCACGAAAUCCCUGGCCCGCAUCAGCAGUGUAGUCAGCCUGGGCGCCGCCGGGCCGGUUGCGCCGCCGCGGCCCACCCACAUCGCCCUGCUUCAGUCCCUCGUCACCGCGACGCGUCAGCUGUCCUUGGGCGCCUGCUGCCAUGGCUGGCUCGGCGCCGCGUGGGCAGCCGAGGCGCUCUCGAGCCCUAAGCUGCUGCCGGCCCUCGUGGCGCGCGCCAACGCCCCUGCCGAAGCGUCGAGCCCCUCGCCGCUGCGGCCGUGGUGCGAGCUUGCGCGCGACGCCCCCGGCAUCCUGCGCCGCUGCCGCGCCGUGCUCGCCGACCACGCGCGGCGGCGGCGGCGGCGCUGGGAGCUGCGGGGCGACGGCAGCGGCGGCGGCGGCGUGGGUGGCGACGCAGGAGGGGCAGGGGCGGCAUGCGAGGCCUUGAGCGAGGAGGAGGAGGCUGAGGCGGACACGGCGGCCGCGGCGCACUCGGUAUGCCGCUGCGUGCUUGCCGUGCUCGUCCGUGUCCUGAUAAUGCAGCUCCCUGGCUCAGGGCGCCACGGCGGCGAGGGUAAGGAGGAGGGCGGCGGCGGCGGUGGCGACGGCGCCGCAGGCCUUGGGACUGGGCCUUGGGACUGGGAGGACCUGUGGGCGGCGGUCGCUGCGGUGGGCGGCUGCGGCGAGCUGAAAUCUCUCGCGCUGCUGGCGCUCGCGUUGGUCGAGGCACGGCGGUGUAUCGCCUGCGCCGGCGAGGCGGCCGGCGCAGGCGUGGCGCCAAGCGGCGCCGCGGCGCGUGCGCGGCUGCUGCUGGAUCAGCUGUGGGGGAUCAUGCAGGAGGAAGCUGCUCUAGUGGCAGCUGCGCCGUACCCAGACAUGCGCACGGCAAGUGAAAAAGCUGCGGAGAUUGGGUGGCGGCUGGCGGCUGCGCACGAUGGGGUCCGCAACACCAACAAGGCACGCAAGGCUGCGGUGCGGCAGGAAAUUGCGGAGAUGUCCCGAGCACUGCCGUCGCAGUCAAGGCAGAUGCUGCAUCGGCGGGAGCAGCAGCAGCAGCAGCAGCAGCAACAGCAACAGCAGCAAGAGGAGGAGGCGGUGGAGGAAGGGGCAGAGGAGGUGGAUUGCAGUUGCAGCAACGACGAGCAAGAGCGCGGGCGCUGGUCGCUGCUGUUUGCCGCCAGCCCAUCCCUGAUCGCCGCGCUCUGCCUUGGGAGCGACUACAGCUGCAGCACCUGCAUCGGCCAAGGCCCGCCGCCGGGGCCCCCCGGCGCCUUGGUGGACCCAUUGAUGAACGGCCGCCUGACCGCGAUGGCGCGCACCCCUGGGGCCGCAUCGCGGCAGUGCGAGGAGGUGCAGCGGCAGCUGCGGGAGCAGCAGGGGCUGCAGGAGUCCGCCGGGGGUUGCUUGACGUGA